Cotesia congregata is the source of this 279-nucleotide messenger RNA. NCBI's taxonomy places the organism in Eukaryota, Metazoa, Arthropoda, Insecta, Hymenoptera, Braconidae. The record is from the annotation of a GenBank genome assembly.
AUGAUAUGGAUCGUCAUUUUGAUGAUACGCUGUAUAGCUGAAUUGGCUAUACAGCUCGAUAAGUCGAUAAGACAGGACUUGAUCGUGGGGAGCUUUUUAAGAUAUUAUCAAAAUGAUAAUUUUGAACCUUUUCGAGAAAACAGCUUUUUUCGAAAUGUCGAGAGUAGAGCACAACCUCAACGCUUCGCUUAUGAGGCGUGCAAAAUAUUCUUUCUAUGCAAUGUCGCAAAUUAUUGGUUAUGGCUACCAUCCUACCUAUCAUCGAUUACUGCUCUGUAG